AUUCAAACCAACAAUUUUUAACCCGACCCCAAUUUUCAUCAUAAAGCCGCCAGCGAAGACGAAUAAUCACGCGCUGCGAAGACCGAAAUCGCCAGUCUUGAAGACAGUUACAAAUAUCUAAUCACAGCCGUAACGAUGGCGGAAGGAAGUGGCAUCGACCGCAAGGCGGAGGAGCGGAUGGAGUUUACAACCUCCAAGGAGGUCACGGUCCAUCCGACUUUCGAGUCGAUGGCUCUGAAGGAGAGCCUCCUCCGUGGCAUCUACGCGUACGGGUACGAGUCGCCUUCGGCGGUCCAGUCGCGCGCUAUCGUUCAGGUCUGCAAGGGUCGUGAUACCAUUGCGCAGGCACAGUCCGGAACGGGAAAGACAGCCACAUUUUCCAUCAGCAUGCUCCAGGUUAUCGACACGGCCGUGCGUGAGACCCAAGCACUCGUCCUGUCGCCCACACGCGAGUUGGCGACACAAAUUCAGAGCGUUGUCAUGGCCCUGGGCGACUACAUGAAUGUGCAGUGCCACGCUUGUAUCGGCGGCACCAACGUCGGCGAGGAUAUCCGCAAACUCGACUAUGGUCAGCACAUCGUCUCGGGUACACCAGGUCGCGUGGCUGACAUGAUUCGCCGCCGCCAUCUCCGCACCCGUCAUAUUAAGAUGCUCGUUCUGGACGAGGCCGAUGAGCUGUUGAACCAAGGAUUCCGUGAGCAGAUCUACGACGUCUACCGAUACCUUCCACCCGCGACUCAGGUUGUGGUUGUUUCGGCUACGCUUCCGUACGAUGUGCUGGACAUGACCACCAAAUUCAUGACCGACCCCGUGAGGAUCCUUGUCAAGCGUGACGAACUGACCCUCGAGGGUUUGAAGCAGUACUUCAUCGCCAUUGAGAAGGAAGACUGGAAGUUCGACACGCUCUGCGAUCUUUACGAUACACUCACCAUCACACAAGCCGUCAUUUUUUGCAACACGAGGCGCAAGGUUGACUGGCUUACGGACAAGAUGCGCGAGGCCAACUUCACGGUCAGCAGCAUGCAUGGCGAUAUGCCUCAAAAGGAGCGUGACAGCAUUAUGCAGGACUUCAGGCAAGGAAACAGCCGAGUGUUGAUAUCUACCGAUGUUUGGGCCCGAGGUAUCGAUGUCCAGCAGGUCAGUCUGGUUAUCAAUUACGACCUGCCGAGCAAUCGUGAAAACUACAUUCACCGCAUCGGUCGUUCGGGAAGGUUUGGUCGCAAGGGUGUUGCCAUCAACUUCGUUACUAGCGAGGACGUGCGAAUCCUCAGAGACAUCGAGUUGUAUUACUCGACCCAGAUCGACGAGAUGCCGAUGAACGUGGCUGAUCUGAUCGCAUAAUUCCUGAAGCUCACACUGGGGUGCCCCGGGCUUCAUGACGAUAAAAAACGACAGCUAGAAUGCAGCUCUUACCGAGUCGGACGAACCAGUCCCCACAAACGCCCAGUGUAAAGACACUUUGCGCACCAGGAAUCAUGGGAGGAAAGGGAAUGUUGACUAGAUUGUUCCACCUUCAUCAACAAACGAAACUAUAUUCUGAGCGUCAAAGCGGCAUUAUUCUGAACUCCUGGCCUCUCCGAGGCUUGAAUUGUCCAGCCGCAUCUCCCACCGGGAAUCACGGAGACACAUCAUGAUAGUCCACAUGGUAAAUUGUAACGAACGCGCGUAGCGUCGUCUCCACUCAUCCCCCUCAACUGGGCAAAGAUCCGUCAAAAUAAGGUUCUCCGGCUACGCGGCGAACAAACUUUUCGUUUGAAUUGCGGUCCUGAUACCUACCAUAGUAAAAGUGGCAAAUGGCAGCAUACUGGGACUAACCAAAACAGGCCAUAACUACAACUGUGUCAUUAUAUGCUCUGUAUGCCUAUAUUCGGGCUUCCGGCAUGCAAAUUCGUCUCCAUGUCACGAACAAGUCGGUCAACCACCACAUGUCAUGACUGUGCGCCGCGGGUGAGAUCUACCCGGAGGGCCGGAAUUGUUUCCUUAUGCAAAACUUAGGCACAUUUCACAUCACCCCUUUUACGUACGAAGCCUAGCACAAACUAGCCAGGCUGUCAAGUGCAGUUUAGGCAUUGUUGACCAAGGAACGUAUAGCAGAAUGCGGAUAGGUUGGCAUCCGUUUCUCAAGGGAGUCUGCUGGCGGGUGAUAUUGAUUCUGUGAUGCAGGACCUUCGAGUAAGUGAAACUCGCAAACCUGUAUAGCUAGAGGGACCGAAAAUUAAGGUCUGUUUUUGCCCAUA
This is a messenger RNA of Pyricularia oryzae 70-15, 2237 nucleotides long. RefSeq names its product ATP-dependent RNA helicase fal-1. The coding region runs from base 136 to 1341 and encodes 401 amino acids. Gene Ontology annotation, molecular function: RNA helicase activity; mRNA binding; ATP binding. NCBI's taxonomy places the organism in Eukaryota, Fungi, Ascomycota, Sordariomycetes, Magnaporthales, Pyriculariaceae. The record is from RefSeq and is a predicted model, not a curated record. Gene Ontology annotation, cellular component: catalytic step 2 spliceosome; nucleolus. The transcript has 4 exons.